This is a messenger RNA of Vigna radiata var. radiata (mung bean), 939 nucleotides long. RefSeq names its product modification methylase HphIA-like. Lineage: Eukaryota; Viridiplantae; Streptophyta; Magnoliopsida; Fabales; Fabaceae. The record is from RefSeq and is a predicted model, not a curated record. Gene Ontology annotation, cellular component: nucleus. Bases 1 to 939 code for a protein of 312 amino acids. Gene Ontology annotation, molecular function: methyltransferase activity. The transcript has a single exon.
AUGGGUUACAAAUUGGCAGGAUUUGACCAUCUGGGAGGCGUCGAAAUAGACCCGAAAAUUGCUAAACUUUACAUUAAAAAUCACAACCCAAAAUAUUUUUAUCCGGAGGACGUUCGGGACUUCAAUAAACGUAAUGACCUCCCUACAGAACUUUAUGAUUUGGAUAUAUUAGACGGUUCACCGCCUUGUACGACUUUCUCUAUGACUGGCAAAAGAGAGCAGACGUGGGGUGUAAAAAAGCUGUUUCGGGAGGGACAAAAGAAGCAAACAUUAGAUGACUUAGUACUUGUAUAUUGCGACACUAUAGGCAAAUUACGACCUAAGGUGGCCGUAUUGGAAAAUGUACCGGGAAUUAUUGCCGGGAGGGCAAAAAAGUAUGCAAUCGAGGUACACGAGCGGUUAAACAGCAUCGGGUAUGAUGUACAGUUAUUCCAACUCAAUAGUGCCACUAUGGGCGUACCACAGGCUCGUGAACGCAUCUUUUUUAUUGCCCGGCGCAAAGAUUUGAAGUUGCCUAAACUAAAGUUUGAGUUCAAUGAACCGCCCAUUCCUUUUGGCCACAUAGCCGAUAAAGGGUGCAAGCUGGGCAAUCCGAAGCCACUUAUACCCUCCUUGUCUGAUCGUUGGAGCUACUUGACCUACGCAGACCCGUCCUUUAGAUAUGCUGAUGCGAAGUACAGAAACAAAAAGGAGGCAAACUCUUUUUUUAGCUCCAAACUGCAUUACGACGAUAAAGUAGCUAAUACUCUUGUCUGCUCCGGAGACUUUGUAUAUUAUCACGAAAAAAGAAACCUUACGGACGUUGAAUAUAGACGUAUGAGUAGCUUUCCAAGUGAUUACGACUUUUGCACCGCAAAUGUGCGAUAUGUAUGCGGUAUGAGUGUGCCACCUCUCAUGAUUGCCCGUGUCGCCAACAGCAUCAGGGAGCAAUGUUUUUAA